This is a messenger RNA of Volvox carteri f. nagariensis, 951 nucleotides long. RefSeq lists its product as uncharacterized. NCBI's taxonomy places the organism in Eukaryota, Viridiplantae, Chlorophyta, Chlorophyceae, Chlamydomonadales, Volvocaceae. The coding region runs from base 1 to 951 and encodes 316 amino acids. The transcript is spliced from 2 exons. The record is from RefSeq and is a predicted model, not a curated record.
AUGACUGCGUUUGUACAUAUGGGCCGGCGGCGAACGGAGAGCGGCGAAGGAGCCGUGUACCUAAUAAGCUGUGAACUGUCCCUUGCUCUGUUGCACGGCAAAACCGCGCAGGACCUGUCCUGGGAUGAGCGCCGCCGGCUGAUGGAGGUCAUGCGCAGCAGCGGCGGUGCCGCUGGCGGCGGCGGCGGCGGCAGCGGCGGCGCCGGCGGCGCCAAGACCCAUGUCGCCGGUGGUGUCGGUGGGCACGGCAAAGCCGGCAGCGGCGGCAGCAGCAGCGGCGGCUCGCCGUCCAAGACUCGCCGUCAGAGGACGCCGCCGACGUUGUACAACACUACCCGUGCCGCAAUAAGACAGACCCCGAUCCGAGUACAGCUGCCGAUGCGCCCCAAGCAUCCCCAGUACGGCCACCCCCUAAAGGGCCGCGGGGACGACGCGGCUCAGGUCCCCCGCCACAUCCGGUACGGUGCACACGUCCCGGCGGCGCGGGCGGCGGCGACAGGCACUCUCGCCACGGCGGCGGCGGCAGCACCGCCACCUCCCCCAGCCGGCAGGCCUGAGGUCCCCCAGGGCGGCUACGGCGACGUCGUUAGAGACUCCCCUGGACCGACAGAAGGAGCUCCGGAGACCUGUCUCUUGUUACGACAGGCGAGGCAGCCAUGUGGUGGCGAUGGUGGUGAAGGUGGCAGCGAUGCAGCGGAUCGGGCGCCGCUGGCGGCGGCGACGGCAGCGGCGGUUGAGGAGGCAGCCGAGGCAGCGGACCUGGAGGAGGGUAACGCUGAGGUGUUGGCUGCGGUGAAGCGACUGGCUCUGGCGGCGAUUUGCGGGGAGGAGAGCGGAAGCGGUGGAGGCGGCGGAGGCGGUGGACGGCUGCUGACGGCCGCGGCGGCUCCCGCUUCCGCUCAGGAAACGGCGGCGGCUGCUGCUGCAGUGGCGGCGGGGGAUGUGCCCUGA